Cryptomeria japonica (Japanese cedar) is the source of this 2643-nucleotide messenger RNA. Its product is annotated as putative disease resistance protein At3g14460. Gene Ontology annotation, molecular function: ADP binding. The record is from RefSeq and is a predicted model, not a curated record. NCBI's taxonomy places the organism in Eukaryota, Viridiplantae, Streptophyta, Pinopsida, Cupressales, Cupressaceae. The transcript has a single exon. The coding region runs from base 1 to 2643 and encodes 880 amino acids. Gene Ontology annotation, biological process: defense response.
AUGGGUGACUUCCCCCUUCAACAAGUAGACAUGCAACUUUCGUUGCCGCAUUUCGAAGAAGCCUUUCAAUGGCUGAAGACGCAUCUUGCCCAUGUAAGAGAUUUUUUCAAAUAUGCCGAUGACCAGAACAUAUGGGAGACGGUGAACAUGGACGCUAUUUUGCGCAUUGCAGACGAAGCAGAUGACAUAGAAUGUGAGAUUGAAUACAUGUCUAGUAAUGCAACGCAUUCAUAUGUGAUGAUGUAUAGGGGCUUAAUCUUUCGCUGGCGAAUGCUUCGAAGGAUUAAAAAGAUUCAGGACAGUUUGAGAUCUAUUAUUAAUGAAGAAAUGCAAUUCAGGCUCUAUUAUGAGAAUUCAGACCUAAGCAGAAUAGCAUCAAAGAGCAAUAGUCCAAUACCUUUACAGAUGAGUUCUGUUCUCCAGGAAGAAGAUUCAUACGCUGUGGGCAUGGAGCAUAAAAUUACAGAGAUCGUGAGUGUGUUAGAAAAUCCUUCAGUAUCAGUUAUUGCUGUUGUCGGAAUGGGCGGGCUCGGCAAGGCAUUUCUAGUUCGACGCGUCUACAGGAGUGUAAAAGAAGAGUACGAUUAUUUAAUAUGGUUAAGGGUUUCUAGGUCAUAUUCCAUUCUUGAUUUGCAACGUCUUAUAGCCUUGCAAAUUGAAGAUCGAGGGAUUGUUGGAGACAAUUUAAGUGAGAAACAAGCAGCAGACUGGAUUUAUGGUCGUUUACAACUGAGGAUAUGGUUUAUUGUGCUGGAUGGUGUGCGGCAUGCAGAUGAGGAUUUCCUUACACGUCUCGGUAUUCCAACCAGCCAUCACAGGAAAUCUAAAGUUGUGAUUACAACAAGAAACAUGGAUGUUUGCAGUAAAUUGAAAGCAUUUGUUUAUAAGAUGGAAGCUUUAUCGUUCCACGACAGUUGGAAAUUCUUUUGUGCCUAUGCUUUCCACGAUACAGAAGAAAAUAGACCGCCAGAAGAUCUUGAGGAGCUAGCAGAAAGUAUUGUAGCCGAGUGUGGAGGUCUACCACUAGCUCUGAAAACAGUAGCAGCGUCUUUAUCUCGCACCAGAGAUCCAGUAGACUUGAGAUCGGUAUUGAGGCACUUGAAGCAAGCAGAUACUCAAAAAGAUAGGGUAAUGCAGGCUCUUAAAUUAAGCUAUGACUCCCUCUCCCCAAUCCAAAAGUCAUGUUUUACUUUUCUUUCUUUCUUUUCAGAGGGCAAGGUAAUAGAUGUUGAAGAUUUAAUAAGUCUGUGGAUAGGAGAGGGUUUGAUACCCCAAGUUGAAAACAAACGGGAUAAAGCAAGGGAAUGUUUAAAAGCUUUAGCUAAUUCAAGUCUGCUUGAAGUAUAUAAUACUUCCGAUUUUAGAUCAUAUUGCCAGAUGGAAAAAUCGCUGCUUAAUUUGGCCAAAUAUGUAUCAAGAAAAAGUAGGUGUGUGUUUUCCCUUGAGGAAUACACCGAGAGAGGUAGCGACUGUCGUCGGAUUUUACUGGGGAGUAAAGCCAUAGAUGGUCACGCCAUUGAAAACAGCAGUGUGGCUAAUGCAAAAUCUGUAAGCACAUUUUCAUUAUGCAACAAUAAUAUUUCUCUUAUUCCCAAUCAGUUGUUUGUCCGUAUGAAAGUUUUAAGGAUUCUUGACUUGAGCGGUACUGGCAUCUCCAUGUUACCUGAUUCCGUUGCAAACCUGAAGCUUCUCAGAGUCUUGAAUUUGUGUAGCACAAAAAUUGAGCAGGUUCCAAAUUGUAUUAGAAAAAUCACCAGUCUUCGCUUUCUUAACAUUGCUGAGUGCAAAAAAUUAACACGACUACCUGAAUGGAUAUGCCAACUCAAAUAUCUGGAACAUCUUAAUGUGGCGGGUUGUUCUGAUGAAUUGGCCAGUUACAUGCCGGCUGGGAUAUCAAAGCUCCUGUCAUUGCAGGUAUUUGCGUCAGAUUAUCUCAACUUCUCAAUUCAGGACAGUAAAUUGCUAAAACUAGAGCAUGUUGCCAGUCUGAUCAGGCUUGAAAAUCUGUGCAUAAACGUUAAUCAUAGAGAGGAACUAGAAGCUAUAGUGGAUGGAGUUCUUGCGCAGUUGGUGGAGUUGCGUUGUCUGAGAAUAGCUAAUGAGAUUCCACCAAUGUUAUUUGAGAAUGAACCGUAUCCUCCUCCAUUUCCUGUUUCAAUGGCAGCCAUGGAGAAUGUUGAAAAGCUUUUCCUCUGGAAUUUUGAUGUGCCAAGUUGGGUUUGCGGUUUCCAAAAGCUCAGGGUAAUCGAGAUAUGCGGCAAUUGUAGCAGCUAUCCAGAAUUGGAAACAAUGCCGUCCUUGGAAUGUCUGUUUUUGUUUCAUAACCAUAAGUGCACAGCGUUGCCACCUACAUUUGGAGAGUCCUCAGGGUUUCAAAAGCUCCGAUUCUUAGAAAUCUCAGAAUUUCCUCUCUUGGAGGAGCUCCCCGAGUUCGACGAUAGGACGAUGCCACGCCUUGAGAAAUUAAGUAUUAACAGUUGUACGAGUUUAAAGAAAGUUCCAGACGGCUUAGAGCAUUUGAAAAGGCUUAAGCGUAUUCAGGUUAGUGCAUCUCCAGUAAUAAGGAGCGCAUUAGAGGGAGGUGGGGUAUAUCGUACAAAAAUCAAAGCUAAUAAUCCGAAUGUGGUGAUCGACCUGUUGUAA